GAUUUAAGCGGCAAUUGGAGGCUAAGCACGUUGUGCGGUUACACGCGGCUCCUAAAGCGGCGCAGCAAAAGUGUGUGUCGAGUUGGUGUUCACCAGUAAGUGGACCCAUCGAGUCCCGAUCCCAGCCCCAGCUGGCCAGCAUCUGACCAGUCUGUGUGUGUCGUGCCCCUCGAGUAAGUGAAGUGAGUGUGAGAUUCGAAACAGUAGCCAGUAACAACCAUGGACGACCAAGCAGGCGCUCUCCUUCAAGACUUAAUGUCGACGGACAACGAGACUCGAGAGAAAGCCGAAAGACAAUUCGACAAUAUCCAACCACCACAGAAGCUUCUGUUUCUUCUGUCGUGCUAUUCGCUACCGGGUCAGACGGGUGAUCAGCGUCUGUUGUCAAUGAUCUUGCUACGACGGUUGAUAACGUCAGAGUUCGGCAAGUUUUAUCCGGCGUUGCCACCUGAACAUCAACAACAACUAAAGGAACAUCUACUCAACAGUAUUCAGGCUGAAAUCACUCCUCAAGUGCGUAACCGUAUCUGUGAAUGUGCGGCUGAGCUGGCGCGCAAACUUGCCGAUGAAGAACUGAACGUGCCUUGGCCUGAGCUGCAGGAACGGUUAGUACAAUGGGCUUCCAACCCGAAUGAGGCCUGGAGACAUGCAGCACUUCACAUUUUCGCCGAUUUUCCCCAUGUGUUUGGGGCCGGCAACCCAGCCAGCUUGGAACUUAUCAAAAGCAUGCUCCAUGCCAGCCUACAAGCACAGGAUUCAAUGCGAGUUAGGACCGAAGCAGCAAAAGCAAUGUCCUCUUUGCUCAAAAGUCCUAUCAUGGCUACUCCUGACAGACAGGCAGCAUUCGUCGAUCUAAUCCCGCUCAUUAUUAAACUACUGGCCGAUCAGAAGAAUCAAGAUGUUGACAUUACAGUGCUGGAGUCUGUCAUUGAAAUCAGCGAAAACUGCCCCAAGAUAAUGCGACCUCAUCUUGUCGAGCUACUUGACGUCGUGCUAGCUUAUUUACAAGACGGUAAUACACUUGAAAGCCGGCGGGUUCUCUGUCUUGAGGUGGUGGUUACUUUAUGCGAGCGUGCUCCGGCUAUGAUGCGUAGGUUAGGCCAACGGCACAUUGAUGCGUUACUGCCGAUCAUAUUGAAAAUGAUGGCCACCAUUGAGGAAGAUCCCACCUGGGACACGAACGACAAUGCCGAUCAAGAUGAGUUUGAGAGUGAUACAACUUCUACAAUGGGCGAAAGCUCGCUCGAUCGUUUAGCUAUCGCACUAGGAGGUAAACAACUAUUGCCAACAGCAAUGACAGUUCUGACUCCGAUGCUGAAUUCUGCGAACUGGAUGGAGCGACAUGCUGCGCUCAUGGCCAUUUCGGCUAUGGGCGAAGGAUGCAUGAAACAUAUGAUGCCGAUGCUCGACCAGAUUGUUGACGGAGUGCUGAAUUUUCUAGGUGACUCGCACCCCCGUGUUCGUUACGCCGCUAUUAAUGGCCUGGGGCAGAUGGCGAAUGAUUUCUCACCUACGUUUGAGAAGAAGUUUCACGCUACUGUUUUGCCACGUCUAUGCGAGAUUCUAGCUGACAACAGUCACCCGCGAGUGCAAGCACACGCUGGAGCCGCGCUUGUAAACUUUUUCGAGGAAUGUCCAAAAAGGAUAAUGGUGCAGUACUUAAACGUAAUCGCUCCACCUCUUGCUUCAAUUCUGCAGAACAAAAUGAGCGAAUUGGUGACGCGCGGUGUGAAACGCGUCUUGGAGCAAGUUCUUGUUACGACAUCCGCACUGGCUGACACUUGCUCAAGCGAUUUUUCACCAUACUACGACAGUUUUGUACCAUCGAUUAAAUACAUUAUCGAAAAUGCCAACUCAACCGAGCUUGAACUACUGCGGGGCAAGGCUAUCGAGUGUAUUUCGCUUAUCGGGUCAGCUGUGGGCAAGGAACGUUUUGCGCCCGAGGCCAGCGGUGUAAUGGAUUUGCUGUUGCAAAGUCAAGUAACAAAUACACUUUCCGAGGAUUCACAGAUUCUCUCGUACAUGAUUUAUGGCUGGAUGCGACUCUGUAAGCUUCUUGGCAAGGAUUUCGAAAAAUAUCUGCCAUUCGUGAUGCCCUCUGUAAUGAAAACAGCUGCGCUAGAUCCUCAAACGGCGGUACUGGAUGAAGAUGAAGUGCCUGCAGAGACAAAUGGUGAGGAGUGGACCUACGUGCCCUGCGAUGAUCAUAAGUCGUUUGGCAUUCGCACGGUUGGUUUGGAAGAAAAAGCAACCGCGUUCGAGAUGCUACUUUGCUAUGCAAAGGAACUGAAGGAGGGCUUCGGCCCGUACGUUGUUGACGUUCUAAAGAUUACAUUGCCCACCCUCAAGUUUUAUUUCCAUGAAGGGGUUCGCAUUUCAGCCGCAGGUUGUGUACCGGAACUACUGAAGUGUGCUAAAGUCAAUAACAUGAACGUAUUAGCAAUGUGGCGGCAAGCGGCACCCCAUAUACUCUCGGCGUUGGAAAGGGAACACGAUAUGGAGGUGAUGCCAGAACUAAUAGAGUGUCUGGCACAUUGCGUCGGCGUGGUCGGACGACCAGGCCUUAAUGAGGAGAUUGUCAAGGAAACGAUGGAUCACGUGAUGAAAUUCUUGCAACAGCACUACGAACGUAGCCAAGAACGAAACGAACGACGGAAAGACGAGGACUAUGAUGAUGACGUUGAAGACCAGUUAUUGAUGGAAGGCGAAGCGGACAGCUACAUCCUUACACGAAUCGAGGAGCUAAUUCGGCAGCUCUGCAAGGCCAUUGGUGUUACAAUAGUACCUUACCUUGAUCCGGUGGUGCCAUUGUUUGAGCGUCUUAUACAACCCGACCGUCCGAUUGUCGAGAUUCAGUGGGCUAUUUGCUUCUAUGACGAUAUCGCAGAGUGUGUAGGCGAAUUGGCAGCAGUCCGCUACAAGGAUAUUUUCGUGCCCAAACUUAUUGAGUAUAUUACACAUCAGUCACCUGAGAUUCGCCAAGCAUCUAGUUACGGAAUCGGUAUCAUAGCGAAGUAUGGCGGAGAACAAUUGACACCGUUUUUGACGCAAGCAUUGCCACGUCUCGUCGAAGUUAUUACACGGGCGGACAGUCGAGCAGCUGCGAAUGUGUGUGCUACGGAAAACGCCAUAUCGGCUGUGGCGAAGGUUAUUAUGCAUCGACCAGCAGCUGUUUCGAAUAUGGAUGAACUAAUCAGCGCGUACGUUAGAUGGCUACCUAUUACCGAAGAUGUGGAAGAAAUUUCCCCGUGUUUCGAACUCGUCUGUGUUUUGAUGGAGCAGAACAACCAGGCACUGCUGGGAGCGAACAACGAAAAUCUGCCUCAUAUUGUCAUGUGUAUGGCUGAAGUGUUUGCGUCCAAAUCGCUCGCGAAAGACACUCCUGUCGCUCAGAGGUGUGUUGUUUUACUCAAAGCGAUCCAGGCUAAUCAGGAAAUGUUUCAGGCGUGCCUCGUGCAGUUGACCCCUCACCAGCAGGAGGGAUUACAGUAUGCAUUGUCGUAGGGACGGUGCUUUCCAAUUUGUUCAUACAAACACCUCAGACACGUAAUUUCCCAAGAUCAGCAAGAAAGAGUUUAGAAACCGAAAAGAAAUAGGAAAGUCGAUAAAGCAUGGCGUUGCAGAUAUGCUACGAUAGACAUGGUCAUGUAGACAUAUAACGAACCUGGAAAAUAAAACCUAAUAAAUAAAAGAACGAAUCGAUUUACCGAUCACACGGAGAACUUGCUGGCCAAGAAAGGGAUCCUUAAGACGUUCCUUGUACCCUUGUGGAAAUAUAACGAUGAGUAGAUGAGUGUCGACAAAGGUGUACUGUGUAGCCUCCACGGAAGAAGCUGUUAUAUUCCGUAGCUGUGAAUGAUUAAUUGGUAGACUGGUACGUUAACUAAUUGUCUGUCUAUACGGUUAGCAACGAAAGGAGAAGCAAUUCGAAAGCAACGUGACAUAGAUCUGAAUAAAAGUUGUGGGCUAUAUUUAUACAUGCAUAUUAUGUAGUAUGGGAGAUACCCAGAACUGCAGCAGAUACCCAGAACUGCGGCAGCCUGAGCUGAAGGACGCAUUGUUACCGAAAGAAAUAAACAGGGGGUAUAAUAAUCAGUAGUAAUCAUGAGAAUGGUGUAAGCCGUUUUCGGGGUUGGGAGUUCCGUAUAGUAGACGGCUUGACGGCUUACUUUGAUGGUUGUUGCCACAUAUGAGGCAAAAACAGUAAAUUACACGUUGUACAUUUAAUUCCUCUUUUUAUUGAAGAAUUAAAAACGGAAGUUUAUAAAAUGUGUUUUUCAUGUAUCUAUUAAUGUGUCAGGUGUGUCGUGCACGCUUCUGUAGUUUUACGGGAAAUUGUUCCAAUACGAGGCAGUUUAUAACUCAGUUCCAACACGAGACAGUUUAUUACUCAACUCUAACUGUGGAGGAAAAUGCUUGUUUUUUAACACUAGUCUAUUUUGCCAACCCUAAAUAUCUUAUCUUCCGUUGUUACAAAAUGAAAACUGAAUAAAAAUCUGUUGCAUGAAGGCAUAAGCGAAAGCAGCGAUCUGAAGAACAUGAAUCAAGAGUAGCAUUAUUACAAAGAUACUAGCAGUUAAAGUAAUCAAUCUAUAUAAUAAGGAGAGACCACUUGUCAUGUAAGUAGAAGGUUGCGGAAGAAUAUUUCAUUGCAAUUAAGUAUAGGAAAAACAAUCGAUUUAUCCUAUUAGCUUGUGAUUUCUAGUGUACUUAUUUUUGAAAGAUCACUAUCAGUCAUUAAUGAAAUCUGUGAUUGAGAAAAUACCAAAGCACCUGCAUUUCGCUAUAAGAAGUACAGGUACCUCUGUUUAAAAGCGUGUUUCGGCAAGGACGUCUAGAAAUUGAUCGAGUCAUAACAUCGAUAAAUAUGCGUAGAUACUCAACUUAUGAAUAUACAUUUUUUGGAACACCACUUCGUCAUUUCAAGUCGUAGAACUAGGCCAAUUUUGCACUUCGGGUGGUAUAUUUUUAUACGCUUCUAUAAUGUAACAUCACAACUCUUUUCACAAUAACUGUCGGUCGUCAACUUGUGUUGACGAUUAAGUCUGUCGGCCAUAGGCUAAUGUCUCUGGUACAUGCGUGAGUUAAACCGAUAAUAGAUUUGCGUAUGACAAAAUUUUAUCUCACGAAAUGUAGUUGAGCUUGCAUAACUAUCCCUUAGGUAUAUGUAAUGAAUGAUCGUUAGAAACGUCCAACAAGCCCAAGAAAUGGAUUUUCACCCCAUUGCUGAACGGACAAACAGAUAUCGCCAGCG
Varroa destructor (honeybee mite) is the source of this 5254-nucleotide messenger RNA. It is a transcript of the gene Karybeta3, whose product is annotated as karyopherin beta 3. The record is from RefSeq and is a predicted model, not a curated record. Gene Ontology annotation, biological process: protein import into nucleus. Gene Ontology annotation, molecular function: catalytic activity. NCBI's taxonomy places the organism in Eukaryota, Metazoa, Arthropoda, Arachnida, Mesostigmata, Varroidae.